This is a messenger RNA of Vitrella brassicaformis, 881 nucleotides long. The record is from the annotation of a GenBank genome assembly. NCBI's taxonomy places the organism in Eukaryota, Vitrellaceae.
GACAUUGGUGUAUUCAUCAUGCGUCUGUUCGCUCUCUCGUGUGUGCUGUUUGGCGUGCUGACCUAUUUCUUCCUCUCACUGGAGUUCCCACAUGAAGAGGGCUGCGGCCCAUUUGACACACGUAAGCGAUCACGGCUCUGACAGCCAAACACCCACGCCAUUCGUCAGACGCACCAUCUCGCUUCUCUCGCUUCUCGCUUCUCUCUCUCUCUCUCUCUCUCUGUGUGUGUGUGUGUGUGUGUGUGCAUUCGUCAGGCACUCGCGCGAUCGCAGUCAUGGAGAACGCCUUCAAGACAGGGUGGGCCCCGUGCCUCCGUCUCCCUCGUGCCUGCGCCACUGUGUGUGCAUCGCUUCUCCUCCUUUGUUUUUCAGUUUUCCGCUGUUGUGGACGAUCCUGACGAGUGUGAUUCUGUACACUGCUCUCGCGGCAGUGCUGAUUCUGCUGCUGGUGUUUCAGCUCAACAAGAUCAACGCAUACCGCACUUACCUCCUGGACCAGCACCUCUUCAGCAGCAGACAAAUCGAGGUACGUACGGCUGGAGGAGUGCAUGGCAGUCCAACCAUUACGUGUCUGUCUGUUCUUUCCUCUGCAGGUGCUGCAAAAGGAAGUGACCAAGCUGUCCAAGCAGCUCUCCGUUCUCAAGAAACGGUGAGAGAGCUAUCGACCACUGCUGCUGGUGUCAUGUCUCUCUGUGAGUGUAUUGCUUGUCAGGUUUGCCCGUGCGAGAGAGGAGAUGCAAUCUGAGGGCUCAGAGGGCGAAACAAGCUUCGCGCCCACACCUUCGGUGCACAGUCGAGCAUCGUCCGUGGCCGUCCCACGGAAGUCGGUGCGCAUUGAUGCGGACAGAGCAGCGCAAAGCGACAACAGGGCGGAGCCAUAA